This is a messenger RNA of Priapulus caudatus, 345 nucleotides long. RefSeq lists its product as uncharacterized. NCBI's taxonomy places the organism in Eukaryota, Metazoa, Priapulida, Priapulimorpha, Priapulimorphida, Priapulidae. The record is from RefSeq and is a predicted model, not a curated record. The transcript has 2 exons. The coding region runs from base 1 to 345 and encodes 114 amino acids.
AUGUCACACAGUGCGCAGCGCAUCUUCCGAGAGGCCCUUAGCGACCCCGCGCUGAGGCUGCGAGUCGUUAGCAACAUGUCGCCGUCGCUGCCGCGCAAGAUCUCCCGCAAGCAGCCGCCGCCGGUCGCUCCCAAGCCGCCUGUCACCGAGAGGGACGACGUGGGCGGACUGACGCCCUCCAAGCUGAUGGAAGCGGGCGUGGUCGCGUCGCCGGGGCGUGGCAGCCCCCCGCCGAAACCCGCGCGCCUGCACGACCGCCAGGACAUCAUGCACCCGACGAACACACGCAAGAUCGGCCGCAAGAUACGCAUCCAGCUGCUGAAAGGUAGGGGCGAGGUACCCUGA